GCGCAGUGCCGCGCCCGCCCGGGCCGCAGCGGGAGCCGCCGGGGCGCUGGCCGGGGAAGCGAAAGGGAAGGCGGGCAGCCGAGGAGAGACGGAGCUGAGGAGGGGCUGCUGUGCCACCUGCCUGCCGCCCACCAUGGUGAAGCUGGACAUCCACACGCUGGCCCAUCACCUGAAGCAGGAGCGGCUGUACGUGACCUCGGAGAAGCAGCUGAUCCAGCGGCUCAACGCUGACGUGCUGAAGACAGCGGAGCGGCUGUACCGCACGGCCUGGAUCUCCAAACAGCAGCGCAUCAACCUCGACAGGCUCAUCAUCACCAGUGCUGAAGCUUCUCCUGCUGAAUGUUGCCAGCACGCAAAAAUCUUGGAGGACACGCAGUUUGUGGAUGGAUACAAGCAGCUGGGAUUUCAGGAGACUGCUUACGGAGAAUUCCUGAACAGACUGAGAGAGAACCCCAGGCUUAUCGCAUCCUGCCUGGUUGCCGGAGAGAAGCUCAACCAGGACAACACCCAGAGCGUCAUUCACACAGUCUUCACCUCCAUUUAUGGCAACUGCAUCAUGCAGGAGGAUGAGAGUUACCUCCUGCAGGUGCUCCGGUACCUGAUUGAGUUUGAGCUGAAAGAGAGCGACAACCCCAGGCGGCUGCUGAGACGAGGCACCUGUGCCUUCAGCAUCUUGUUCAAGCUUUUCUCUGAAGGACUCUUCUCUGCAAAACUUUUUCUUACUGCAACCUUACAUGAGCCAAUCAUGCAACUUCUGGUUGAAGAUGAAGACCACCUGGAAACUGAUGCAAACAAGUUAAUUGAGAGAUUCUCCCCAGCACAGCAGGAAAAGUUAUUUGGAGAGAAAGGCACAGAGAAGUUCAAGCAGAGAGUCCAAGAGAUGGUUGACUCCAACGAGGCCAAGCUGGUGACCUUGGUCAACAAAUUCAUUGGCUAUCUCAAACAAAACACGUACUGUUUUCCUCACAGCCUGAGGUGGAUUGUGUCGCAGAUGUACAAAACACUGUCGUGUGUGGACAGGCUGGAGGUUGGGGAGGUCAGAGCCAUGUGCACAGAUCUCCUUCUGGCCUGUUUCAUCUGCCCUGCCAUUGUCAACCCAGAGCAGUAUGGCAUCAUUUCUGAUGCUCCUAUAAAUGAGGUGGCAAGAUUUAAUCUGAUGCAGGUUGGGAGACUUCUGCAGCAGCUGGCAAUGACAGGCUCUGAGGAGGGAGAUCCACGUACGAAGAGCAACCUUGCUAAAUUUGACAAAAGCUGUGUUGCUGCUUUCCUGGACGUGGUGAUCGACGGGCGCGCGGUCGAGACUCCGCCGAUGUCGGCUGUGAACCUGCUGGAGGGGCUGAGCCGCACUGUGGUGUACAUGACCUACAGCCAGCUCACUGCCCUGGUUGGCUUCAUGCGGAACGUGAUGUCAAGCGAUCAACUUAAGGAAGAUCGGAUGGCUUUGGAGAACUUGCUGGCAAAUCUACCCCAGAACAAACAAGGGAAAAGCAGCAGCCUUGAAAUGACUCCAUAUAACACCCCCCAGCUUUCUCCUGCAACUACUCCAGCUAACAAAAAAAAUCGACUGCCCAUAGGACAGCAACUGGCAGCGAUUACUGCCUGGGAUACCUCUGCUACCAAUCUGUCAGCUCACAUAACUCUAGUAACCCCUUUUGCCACUCGAAGCAGAAGUAGAUCAAACAUGGUAAUGGACCAGCACGGAGAUCAUGAAGGCUCCUCCCAGGAGACUAUUCCAGAAGUUCAGCCAGAAGAAGUGCUGGUGAUUUCUUUGGGGACAGGGCCACAGAUUACUCCAGGAAUGAUGUCAGAAAACGAGGUGUUAAAUAUGCAGCUUGCAGAUGGCGGGCAAGGAGAUGUCCCCAUUGACGAGAACAAACUCCAUGGUAAACCUGAUAAAACCUUGCGCUUUUCCCUCUGCAGUGAUAAUCUGGAAGGAAUAUCUGAAGGUCCUUCCAAUCGGUCCAACUCUGUGUCCUCUCUGGAUCUGGAGGGGGAGUCUGUGUCGGAGCUGGGCGCGGGCCCCUCCGGCAGCAACGGCGUUGAGGCUCUGCAGCUGCUGGAGCACGAGCAAGCCACAACUCAGGAUAACCUGGAUGACAAGCUCCGUAAGUUUGAAAUCCGUGACAUGAUGGGUUUGACUGAUGACAGAGAUAUUUCAGAAACUGUGAGUGAAACCUGGAGCACAGAUGUCUUGGGAAGUGACUUUGACCCCAACAUCGACGAGGACCGGCUGCAGGAAAUCGCAGGUGCAGCUGCAGAGAACAUGCUAGGCAGCUUGCUGUGUUUGCCAGGUUCAGGAUCCGUGUUGCUUGAUCCCUGCACAGGUUCAACCAUAUCAGAAACCACAAGUGAGGCGUGGAGUGUGGAAGUAUUACCAAGUGAUUCAGAGGCUCCAGAUUUAAAACAGGAGGAAAGACUUCAAGAACUGGAGAGCUGCUCUGGGCUGGGAAGCACAUCUGAUGACACAGAUGUGAGGGAGGUCAGCUCCCGGCCCAGCACCCCCGGCCUGAGCGUGGUGUCAGGUAUUAGUGCAACAUCUGAAGACAUUCCUAACAAGAUUGAGGAUCUCAGGUCUGAAUGUAGCUCUGAUUUCGGGGGAAAAGAUUCUGUAACAAGUCCUGACAUGGAUGAAACAGCUCAUGGAGCCAGUCAGUUGACAUCUCCUCCUUCUCAGACAGAUUCUUUGCUUGCAUUGUUUGACCCUCUGUCUUCAAAUGAGGGUGUGUCAGCUGUAGUAAGGCCUAAAGUGCACUAUGCAAGACCCUCUCACCCACCCCCAGACCCCCCCAUCCUGGAAGGAGCCGUGGGAGGCAGCGAGGCCCGGUUGCCAAACUUUGGGUGUCACGCUUUGAUUCCAACGGACCUGGAAGCGUUCAAGCAGAGACAUUCGUACCCGGAGAGGCUGGUCCGCAGCAGGAGCUCAGACAUAGUGUCCUCAGCCCGGAGGCCUAUGAGUGAUCCUGGGUGGAACAGACGUGCUGGGAACGAGGAGAGGGAGCUGCCCAUGGCCUCCAGCAGCACUGGGGCAGCGGUGCUGGUGGCCACCUCUCAGUCAUCUUCUUCAUCUCCCAGCAAGGACUCCUCCAGGGGAGAGAUUGAGGAACGGAAAGACAGUGAUGAUGAGAAGUCUGACAGGAACAAGCCCUGGUGGAGGAAACGUUUUGUGUCUGCCAUGCCCAAAGCUCCUAUUCCAUUUAGGAAGAAAGAAAAACAAGAAAAAGACAAAGAUGACACAGUUCCUGACAGAUACGCAAUGCUUCAAGAUGAUCCCAGCCCAAGGCUCAGUGCACAGGCACAAGCUGCUGAGGACAUUCUGGACAAAUACAGGAAUGCAAUCAAGAGAACAAGUCCCAGCGAAGGAGCCAUAGUGAACUAUGACAGUGCAGAGGCCAUUGGGGAUGGUGAGAGCAUGCACGACUCCCCACGGGAUGAGGCUUUGCAGAACAUGUCUGCAGAUGACCUCCCAGACUCUGCAAGUCAAGUAGCACAGCCACAAGGUUCUGCUUUCUCCUACAGGGAUGCAAAGAAGAAACUGAGAUUGGCUCUCUGUUCAGCAGAUUCUGUUGCCCUCCCAAUGCUGACACAUUCAACAAGGAAUGGUCUUCCAGACCACACAGACCCUGAAGAUAAUGAAAUUGUGUGCUUCUUGAAAGUUCAGCUGGCUGAAGCCAUCAACCUGCAGGACAAGAACCUGAUGGCACAGCUGCAGGAGACGAUGCGCUGCGUGAGCCGCUUCGACAACCGCACCUGCCGCAAGCUGCUGGCCUCCAUUGCAGAGGACUACAGGAAAAGAGCUCCAUAUAUCGCUUAUUUAACUCGCUGUCGCCAAGGCCUGCAGACAACACAGGCGCACCUGGAGAGGCUCUUACAGAGAGUUCUGCGAGAUAAAGAAGUGGCCAACAGAUACUUCACUACAGUCUGUGUGAGGUUACUGCUGGAGAGCAAGGAAAAGAAAAUAAGGGAGUUCAUUCAAGAUUUCCAGAAACUCACAGCAGCAGAUGAUAAAACAGCCCAAGUAGAGGAUUUUCUCCAGUUCCUGUAUGGGGCUAUGGCUCAGGAUGCCAUAUGGCAGAAUGCCAGUGAGGAGCAGCUCCAGGAUGCACAAUUAGCCAUAGAGCGCAGUGUGAUGAAUCGCAUUUUCAAACUCGCCUUCUACCCUAAUCAGGAUGGAGAUAUUUUGCGUGACCAGGUCCUUCACGAGCACAUACAGAGGUUAUCCAAAGUAGUAACUGCAAACCACAAGGCACUUCAGAUACCUGAGGUGUAUCUCCGGGAGGCACCGUGGCCAUCGGCACAGUCCGAAAUCCGCACAAUAAGCGCUUACAAAACGCCCCGGGACAAGGUGCAGUGUAUCCUGAGGAUGUGCUCCACCAUCAUGAACCUGCUCAGUCUGGCCAACGAGGACUCUGUUCCUGGGGCAGAUGAUUUUGUUCCUGUUCUGGUCUUUGUCCUCAUAAAGGCAAACCCCCCUUGCCUGCUGUCCACUGUGCAGUACAUCAGCAGUUUCUAUGCCAACUGCUUGUCGGGAGAGGAGUCGUACUGGUGGAUGCAGUUCACGGCAGCCGUGGAGUUCAUCAAAACCAUCGAUGAUCGCAAGUAGCUCGCACAGCACAGGCAGCCUGUGGACAGCAGAGGAGUUUCUAAGAAUGUACAACAGCUGUAAAAGCUGAAGAAAAGACUUUCCUUGUAAAAUACUGUACAGAAUCGAGGCAUUUUAAAACACAUCUUUACUAAUCUAAUUAA
Parus major (Great Tit) is the source of this 4743-nucleotide messenger RNA. RefSeq names its product GTPase activating protein and VPS9 domains 1 (gene GAPVD1). The record is from RefSeq and is a predicted model, not a curated record. Gene Ontology annotation, cellular component: cytoplasm; endocytic vesicle; cytosol. Gene Ontology annotation, biological process: regulation of actin cytoskeleton organization; regulation of GTPase activity; vesicle-mediated transport. NCBI's taxonomy places the organism in Eukaryota, Metazoa, Chordata, Aves, Passeriformes, Paridae. Bases 134 to 4600 code for a protein of 1488 amino acids. The transcript is spliced from 28 exons. Gene Ontology annotation, molecular function: small GTPase binding; guanyl-nucleotide exchange factor activity; actin filament binding.